GCCAGUCAACAGUUAGAAUUUGGGCCACUUGUGUCCAGGCGUACGCAAUAUAUCACUGCAUGUAUUUCAAGCAUUACUUUUCAUUCACUGUUGGCUGUUGUAGUGCUUUAAAUCGUUUGUUUGCCGUUCGACAGGCUGUUUAGGCUACAAUCGUUUCUAGGAACACUGUAGAAUAAAUGGCGUCUUGCUUCCAAGAUGUUCCGUGGAAAAUCUACUCGAGCCGGAUGAUAUCAGCAUGGGGCGAUCGCAUGUGGAUGUUUGCCGUCGGCUUGUUUAUGGUAGAGUUGUCACCGUCAGGAUCGCUGAAAUGGCCGGCUAUCUACGGACUAACAAAGUCGCUGGCUGUUGUUAUUUUGGGUUCGAGCAUCGGUCGCUGGAUUGACCGUACAUCUCGAUGGAACGCGGCCCAUAUAUCACUUGCUGCGCAAAAUGUUCUGGUGGUCAUUUGUGCAGUUUGUGUUGCGGUAACGUUUUAUUUCAAGGAGCGACUUGUGGCGGAAGCUGAUGGAUGGGGUUUAACGGCCGCUUGCAGUGUUAUAGUCAUUCUGGGCACCGUGGCGCAUUUGGCUUCUGUUGGUACAUCAAUAGCCGUCUUCAAAGACUGGAUUGCCAUUAUUGCAGGAGGGGACAGUCAAACACUGGCGCGCAUGAAUUCAACCUGUCGCUCGAUUGAUUUGGCUACCAACAUGAUCGCUCCCAUAGCGGUUGGACAGGUCAUGUAUUUUCUUUCGCACAUCGUAGCAGCUGUCACAAUCGCUUCGUGGAAUGUUUUGUCCUUUUUCAUUGAGUGCUUUUUAUUGUGGAGAAUUUACAAGGAGUUCCCUAAUUUGGCUGUAAAGACUUCAGCCUGUGAAAAGCAACCAUUACAAGUUUUAGAAUCGGGGGAGAAAGAAUCAGAACCAGGAGAUCAACCGACAGCCGAUGACGCAAAUGUUAAAAUAGAAUCCGGGAAUGGCUUUUUCGCGAAACGCUUCGGAGGAUUCCUAAAGAGUUGGGAAAUUUACUUCAGCCAUGAAGUGCGAAACGCCGGAAUCGGAUUGGCUUGUCUCUACAUGACAGUCCUCGGCUUUGAUUCCAUUACCGUGGGAUUUGCUUACUCACAAGGUGUCCCCGAAAGUAUUCUGGGCGUCCUUUUGGCUGCGGGAGCCGCAGUAGGACUUCUAGGAAGUGUUGCAUUCCCUUUUUUCGUUCGAUUCAUGGGCGUCGAGCGGACAGGAUUGUAUGGAUUUUCUCUGGAAAUAACCUGUCUCACGUUGUGCGUUGCUUCCGUCUGGGCCCCUGGCACACCUUUCGAUCCUGUCUCUGUAUCGAUAUCCAACAUCGACAAUCCGUUUGCCUUAAAAAAUUCCAGUAGAAACUCAACUGCUGGAUCCUAUGAAGUUGGCCCGGAGUCAUACACUUCCGUGAUUCUAUUGAUGGCUGGCAUCAUUUUAGCUCGAUUUGGCUUGUGGGUAGCUGAUUUGAGCGUGAAUCAAGUGUUGCAGCAAGUGGAUGACCAGAUUCGUGGAUCAAUCAACGGAGUACAAAGCUCAAUGAAUAUGAUCUUCGACACAGUCAAAUUUCUUCUAGUCAUCGCUUGUCCUUGGCCACAGACAUUUGGCAUUCUCGUCUGUAUCUCCUUUUCCGCUAUCUGUGCAGGAUGGAGUUUCUUCGCUUCGUAUUCCUUCAAGAAACGCGGACAUUUGCUGCCAUUCCAUAAAGUAAUUGAUAAUAUUCCGCCGGAAGAAAUUUACCAAAUUUCAGUGGAUCUGAAAAACGAGAAAACCGAUGAAAAUUCAGCGGUCCGUCGGAAUAUUCCAUCGUCGCCUGAGACAAAACACGACAACAGCCCUUCGUGAACAUAUAAGUGCAUCUGCUGGCAGAUUUACAUAAAUUGGCGAAUACCAUCAUUGUUCGACUUUGUAUACUGCUAAACAGAGAGCUGGGAGCCAUUCCUUCAUCAACACACUAACACAUAAGUAUUGAAUUAGACCAGCACACCAAUAUCUACAACCUCCAUAACUGGCUAAGCCCUAAAUUGUAUUAGCGAGGUUAAAUGUUUGAAAUUCGAUUAAUUUAUUGCAGAUCAAUGUUGGGUUACAUAAAAUAAGACUAACGAUCCCAAAAAGUGCAAUAUUUAUCUUUGUUAUUGCGUUUACUGUUAUAUUAAUUUGGCAUUUUAUUAACAUAACUGCUUCUGAUUCAAAAUAAUCAAAAUAUAUUAUACUUCAGCGUUAUCUUGGAGUAAUUUCCUUUGAA
This is a messenger RNA of Daphnia pulex (common water flea), 2238 nucleotides long. Its product is annotated as solute carrier family 40 member 1-like. Gene Ontology annotation, biological process: iron ion transmembrane transport. Lineage: Eukaryota; Metazoa; Arthropoda; Branchiopoda; Diplostraca; Daphniidae. Gene Ontology annotation, cellular component: membrane. The coding region runs from base 177 to 1838 and encodes 553 amino acids. Gene Ontology annotation, molecular function: iron ion transmembrane transporter activity. The record is from RefSeq and is a predicted model, not a curated record. The transcript is spliced from 11 exons.